AUGACGUCUGCAACAUACAAACUGCUUCGCUUCGUAUGUCUCAUCAGUCUAAUCCAAGGUAUAAUGAUGAAACGAGGUAUUCCGGCUGUUAGUUCUGGAGCAGGACCGUUCGGUGUCAUAGCCGGGCUGGAACCGUUUUACCCACCGCAAUAUCUGCGGGAUGUGACCGAUGAGGCUAAAAGUGAAUAUUUUGAUCUUCUAAGAAAUACUAGCAGAACAAUCGCUCAGUACAGGGAGGAAAUGCUGCAUUGGGCGAGAAAAUAUUUGCUUGAGGACAGAUUGGCCGAGUUUCUUAAGAACGAGGAAAGAGCAAAGGAGAAUCUAAAAGAAAACAUGUACGAGUUACUAACAGAAUUACCGGGCGUUUACGAGGAAUUCAACGCGAUCGUCGAUAACGAGGAGCAAACGCGACUGGAAAGACGCCAAUCCUUAACUGGUUUGAGAAAAGGGUAUUCAGAGGCAUUUGUAGUGCUAAAAUUUGCCGUUAAUCUUAUCUCUACCGCUGGAUAUAGACGUCGUAAGACUAACAUACCACCGGAAACCGACUUGCAAAGACGUGAGCAAGGGAAAUUGGUGCAAAAACGUCUGAAAGUUGGUAGAACGUCACGGAGACCCGAAGGAAAUGGUCGUUCCGAAAAAAUCCCUAGUGGAAGUAUUAUAGAGCAAGGAAUCGAUCCGCUCGAGAGUAGCCUCCGAAAACAUCAUUUCUUGGCAUAG
Messenger RNA from Necator americanus (New World hookworm), 717 nucleotides. RefSeq lists its product as uncharacterized. The record is from RefSeq and is a predicted model, not a curated record. The transcript is spliced from 4 exons. NCBI's taxonomy places the organism in Eukaryota, Metazoa, Nematoda, Chromadorea, Rhabditida, Ancylostomatidae. The coding region runs from base 1 to 717 and encodes 238 amino acids.